GAAACUACACGAGCGAAAGCAGUCGACGCUAAGUAAACAAUCGAAUCUAGGCUUUCAGUUUUUUAGUGAUUUCAAGCCUUAUUUUAAAAGUUAUUAUUACUUAAAACAUUUGCAAUACCAAUUAGAAUGCGACUUUCAAGCAUUUUAUGUGGUUUCAGGAAAAAAAUGCCGCCUGGGAAUAUUUGGGGAGGAAAACAUCGAAUGGUUUAUAAACAUAAUGAAGAAAAUGGAGAACGACUAAGAAAAAGAUUCGCCAUUGAGGAACAAACCAUGUUUUUUUUGAGACAUUCAUUCCUAACUCAGGAAGAAGAAAGUGGCUUUUCUAAAUCUUUGGGAAAACACGAAAAAUGGCUGGCUGAUAAGAUUUACUUAAAACAAAGUAGGCCAUACAAACCUCAUGUAACCCUUGAAGAACGCCUUGAAGGUCCUUUGAUGGCUUCCAAUAAGUGGGAUUGAAUAACAGUUAAUGUUCUUUUGUAUUUAGUGAAUUAAAACAGUAAAAAUCAGA
Molecule: messenger RNA, 508 nt
Organism: Daphnia pulicaria
Lineage: Eukaryota; Metazoa; Arthropoda; Branchiopoda; Diplostraca; Daphniidae
Exons: 3
Coding region: 127-456 (109 amino acids)
Biological process (GO): mitochondrial translation
Cellular component (GO): mitochondrial ribosome
Molecular function (GO): structural constituent of ribosome
Source: RefSeq, a predicted model, not a curated record